GCUGAACACGCUAGAGCAGCAGGAGGCCUUGCUGUGCCAGGAGCUGGACGUCAUUGAUGCAAUCCCUGAUGACACCUGGGAGUCUUUGGAGGACCAGGAAGAGCAUCUAGCGCAGCAGAUGAAGAAGCUCUUGAAGGCUCCCAGUCUGGGAGAAGAGGUCCUGGAGAUGUCACGGAUGCAGAAGGUGCAAUGGCAGGAAGUUGUGGAUCAUGUGAGAUCCCAGCUGAUUGGCCUGGAGAGAUGUGAGAAGCUGCAAGCGUCGGCUUUUCAGUUGCGAGACGAAGUGAAGCUCGUGUCAGUGGCCCAGGAGUCCUUGGUCCAGCGACGAGACCUGCUGCUGGAGGAGAUCAGCCAAGAGAAGUCUCUCACCUGGUACGCAGAGGCAGAAGCGGAAGAGGAACUUUGCCAGGAGCGAGCCGGGGUGCAGGAGCUCCAGGCUGCAGUGUUGCGAGCUGAAGAGGACCUCAGCAAGGCUGAGGAGGCGGCCAGAAGUCGACGUGUUUCAAGCUGCGAAGAACCUCCUCGACCGCCUUCUCUCCGCGCUGACGGAGAGGCUCACUCCGUGCUGAGCUGGCGCUUGAGAAAGAGAGUUCCACCAGACUGGCGCCCCACGGAGGCUUGUGUCGAUUCACCAGCCGAUCAGAGCUCUAUCUUAAGCUGGCGCUUGAGAAGAAGGGUCCCACUGGAGACCGAGCGAAAGCCGCCCACCCUAGCAAAAGCCGCCCAAGCAGAGCAGAGCUCUGUGCUGACAUGGCGCUUGAGGAAAAGA
Messenger RNA from Durusdinium trenchii, 769 nucleotides. NCBI's taxonomy places the organism in Eukaryota, Dinophyceae, Suessiales, Symbiodiniaceae. The record is from the annotation of a GenBank genome assembly.